UCCUCUGCCCAGUCUCCCUCUGUCCGACAAAAGAUGUUACAGGAGAGUUUUAAGGGAGGCAAACCCUAGAGUGAAGACUUGCCCCAUAACCUCAAGCAUAAACAGUUGAACAGUAGUUCUUAAGCAGCGCAGAGAGGCAUAACACCAAGCAAGAUGCAAAGCGCCAUGGUUCCACUGAACGCUCCACUGGGUGAUGGGAGAGGAGCAGGGACAGUCGUGGUGGCCAUACAGGAGCAUCCACCUGAUUAUAUAGUGUGGUCUGUUGCCAACCUCUUCUGUGGAAACCCGCUCUGCCUGGGUCUGCUCGCCUUUUAUUUCUCCAUCAAGUCCAGAGACCGGAAGAUGGUUGGGGACAUUGCUGGAGCAACUUCGUAUGGUUCUAAAGCGUGUUGCGUCAAUGGCUUUGCUCUUGGCCUUAUCAUUCUCAUCUUCAUCUUGAUCAUAGUCAUAGUGACUAAGUUGACUGCCGCAGUGGCAAGUCAUCUGCAUACAUUGAACAAAUACUAUUAAAUUAACAUCCUGUCUCAUAAGAUUUAAGAAAAACAUCAUCAAUCAGAAAAUGAUGUCCUGUUGAAGUGAUGAACACAAAAGAAUUUGAAUUAUGUAUUUGUGAAAUAAUUUGAGUAAUAAAAUAUUCUCACUGAUCAAAGCAUUGAGUACA
Molecule: messenger RNA, 661 nt
Organism: Hemibagrus wyckioides
Lineage: Eukaryota; Metazoa; Chordata; Actinopteri; Siluriformes; Bagridae
Product: interferon-induced transmembrane protein 3-like
Exons: 3
Coding region: 154-510 (118 amino acids)
Biological process (GO): negative regulation of viral genome replication; host-mediated suppression of symbiont invasion; defense response to virus
Cellular component (GO): plasma membrane
Source: RefSeq, a predicted model, not a curated record